AUGACGUUCCUCACCGCUGAAGCGAUCGACCGCGCCGUCAGCCACAUGAACGAGGACCACGCCGACGGCAACCUCUACAUCGUGCAGGCGUUCCAGGACCGCGCCGCGACCCGCGCCGACAUGGUGACCCUUGAUGAGACCACCGGCACGUGGAGCUACACCCUGGAAGACGGGACGACCAAGACGGCUGUCAUCGCGUUCCCUAACAAGCUCCAGAAGCGCGAUGAUAUCCGCAUCGAGGUCGUCGCUCUCUACAAGCAGGCGUGUACGGAUCUCGGCGUCGCACCUGCCGGCCAUGGGCACGGCCAUGGACACGGCCAUGGGCACGGGGAGAACCACUAG
Cutaneotrichosporon cavernicola is the source of this 342-nucleotide messenger RNA. RefSeq lists its product as uncharacterized. The coding region runs from base 1 to 342 and encodes 113 amino acids. The record is from RefSeq and is a predicted model, not a curated record. The transcript has a single exon. NCBI's taxonomy places the organism in Eukaryota, Fungi, Basidiomycota, Tremellomycetes, Trichosporonales, Trichosporonaceae.